Loxodonta africana (African savanna elephant) is the source of this 10796-nucleotide messenger RNA. It is a transcript of the gene ARHGEF37, whose product is annotated as Rho guanine nucleotide exchange factor 37. The transcript is spliced from 12 exons. The coding region runs from base 836 to 2893 and encodes 685 amino acids. Gene Ontology annotation, molecular function: guanyl-nucleotide exchange factor activity; protein binding. Gene Ontology annotation, cellular component: cytoplasm. The record is from RefSeq and is a predicted model, not a curated record. NCBI's taxonomy places the organism in Eukaryota, Metazoa, Chordata, Mammalia, Proboscidea, Elephantidae.
AGUUAAUAGCUGAUCUAGCAUUUCUAGGUGUUUUGUAGUAGGAAGGUUUUUCAGGUCAUCCUAUCCAUAACACCACCCUGUAUACUUUUUACGUUUAGAGAUGAAGGGAUUGUGGGAGCUUCAGAGAAGAAAAGUACACCUGUCUGGGAGGAUCAGGAGAAAGGCCUUAGAGAAGCUGAAUGUUGAGGGAUAGGGACACAGGAGGGGGAGCAGCAGAUCGCAAAAGCAGGGAGGCAGGCAAUGAGGAUGCAUGUAUGGAGAAAAGCUCCUAACUGUCGCUGGAGUACAGUGUCUGUGAAGGGGAAAAUGAGGUUGGAACAGGGAGCUCUUAAAUGUCUCACAGCAGGGAGUAACAUGUUCAUAAGCCUUGUUUCAGGAAAUUUAAGCUGGAAGAAUGUCCAGGACAAAUGAGAGCAAGUCGUGGCAGGAGGGAGAGGGGUUUGGAUUUGGAAAGAUGACCCAGGAGGCUGUUGAAAUAGCCCAGGUGAUGGGUAAUACAGCCUGAAUGGAGGCAGUGGCUGUGGGAGUAGAGAAAAGGGAAUCACUGGGAGAGACACUCAGCUGAGCAGGUAAAGAAAUCUGGGCCAAGAGCUGGGGGAAAAUAGCAGAAAAGCCAGGCAAGCACAUUGUCUGAAUUCUGGGAAAUGAAUUUAAAAUGUCAACAGUUAUCUGAGCUGUUUUUUACAGUUUAAUAUUGUUCGACUGUUGCCCGCAGACGCUCGUCAACAGUUCAUCUUGACUCUGUAUGCAGCUAAGGAUGUUUUUAGGGCGUUUGAUGAAUCAUUGUCUUUUUAGAGACAACAUGCCCCAACAGAGCUCCCGGAAAUGAGUCGGGAUGUUUUUGACUGUCCUAGAACCUGCUGACAUGGCUGAUAGAGUUGCUGAUGAGCCGUCCUCCAGGACAGGGAGUCCAGAUGGGGAAGGUCGGGUGUCUGAGGACAGAUUGCUGCUCCAUCAGAGGCUGGCCAUCCAGGAGCUUGUGGACACUGAGGUCUCCUACUUGCACAUGCUCCAGCUCUAUGCCUACGACAUCAGGAACCGCCUCCAGCAGCUGCCUCAGGGAGAUCUGGAUGUCCUGUUCUCAAACAUCGAUGAUAUCAUCCAGGUGAACAGCAGAUUUCUUCACGACCUGCAAGAGACGGCCUCUACAGAAGAGGAACAAGUGCGCCUAAUUGGUAACGUAUUCUUGGAAUUCCAAGAGGAGUUGGAGCGAGUCUAUAAGGUCUACUGUGCCAGCUGUGACCAGGCCUUGCUGCUGGUGGAAACGUACCGGAAGGACCCAGAACUGCAGCGGGAGAUCCAGGGCAUCAUUGAGGCAGUGGUGCCACAAGCUCGAGCUUCAGGCCUCGGUUUCUUACUGGUAACCCCUCUGCAGAGGAUUACCAAAUACCCCUUGCUGCUGCAGAAAAUCCUGGAGAACACAGCCCCUGAUGCCAGCGCCUACCCUGUCCUUCAGAGGGCUACCUCUGCCCUCCAGGACGUGAACGCCAACAUCAAUGAGUACAAGAUGCGCAAGGAAGUAGCUUCCAAGUACACAAGGGUGGAGCAGCUGACCCUGCGAGAGCGACUGGCCCGCAUCAACACACACAGCUUCUCCAAGAAAACCACCCGGCUGAGCCAGCUGCUGAAGCAGGAGGCAGGGCUCGUGCCCAGAACGGAAGACAAGGAAUUUGAUGACUUGGAAGAGAGGUUCCACUGGGUGUCGCUGUGUGUGACCGAGCUGAAGAACAACGUGGCUGCCUACCUGGAUAACCUGGAGGCUUUCCUCCGCUUCAAGCCACACGAAUACAAUCCGGACAUCCCCGAGGGCCCUGUGGCACAGUACUGCCACUUGGCAAAAGAGCUUCAGCUCACGGCCUUCCUGGAGUUUAAGCAGCGGCUGGAAGGCCUGGUAUGGCGGCCGUUGUGCAGCCUGGCCAAAGCACUUGCUGGCCCUCAGAACCUGAUCAAGAAACGUCUGGAUAAACUGCUGGACUUUGAGCGAGUGGAAGAGAAGCUGCUGGAGGUGGGCAGUGUGACCUAUGAGGAGGAGGCGGCCCGGCACACGUACCAGGCUCUCAACUCUCUGCUAGUGGCUGAGCUCCCGCAGUUUAACCAGCUGACCAUGCAGUGGCUGGGCCAGAUCCUGCGCACGUUCGUGGCUCUGCAGCAGGACCUUGCAAAGCAAGUGCUGCAGAAGGCAGAGGGCACCUUGGCCCAGCUGCCCCACCACCAUGUCUCUGAGCCUGACUUCAGGAAGCUAAUGGAAGACAUGCUAGGCCAGACCAGUAACCAGCUUCACUCCUUCCGAAAGAGCUUCGAGAAAGUGCUGCCACCUCCCACCAUACAACCACUCCUCCCGGGGGCUGAACACCAGGUGCAGGCCCUCCUGAGCAAAUAUGGCCCCGGGAAGCUGUUCCAGGUCACCAGCAGCAUCAGUGGGACUGGGACUUUGGACCUGACACUGCCUCGGGGCCAAAUUGUGGCCCUCCUUCAAAACAAGGACACCAAAGGCAACAGUGGCCGCUGGCUGGUGGACACUGGGGGACAUCGAGGGUACGUGCCAGCUGGGAAACUGGAGCUGUACCACGUCGCCCCCAGUGAGGAGGAGCUCAAGGGGCAGGCAGGGCCACAAGAGGGUUCCCGACAUCUAACACCAGAGCCCACCCUGGUCCCAGUUGCUUCUGUCCCAAGCAUGACCCAGGUGGUGGCAGUGUACCCCUUUGUGGCCAGAAGCAGCCAUGAAGUAAGUCUGCUGCCAGGCCAGCCGGUGACUGUCCUAGAGGCCCAGGACAAGAAGGGGAACCCGGAAUGGAGUCUUGUGGAUGUGAAUGGACAGAGAGGCUACGUGCCCUCCAGCUUCCUGGCCCGGGCCCCAAGCCCCGCUCUGUGGGGCUGGAGACUACCCUCUUAGAUGCUGCCUUGGAGCCCACAUUGCCACAGGGAUGAGGAGGCUCAGAGGCUGUGACCCGGGAGGGAAAGGAAGCAAAGAAAAGGCAGGGGUGGAAGAGGAGAUCGGGCUAGGGUAGGGUGAAGGGCACCCAGAAGGCCGCCACAGGAGGUGGGUGGGCCUUCCAGAAUGCCUGGCAUGGAUGGGCAUGAAAGGCUUUAUGGCAUUCCCAGGGCUCCAGCCAGGACCACUCAUGUCUGCAAAAAGAAGUGGUUGCAACUUGGGAUCACCAUACCCUGGACGGCAGGUCACAGCUGAUUGGCCAGGAUGUGCCUACAACUUCUGGCCAGUCUUACCUGAGCCCCCAUUCAGGCCUGUCCAUGCGAGUGGGUCACCCAGGUGAAUGUUACCUGUCUGCUGUGUGGCUGCAGGAGAAGUAGAGAACUACCUUCUAGAUGUGGUGUCAGGAGACACCAUAGCUGAGCAGCCACCUAUGAUUCCUGCAUGCUGGGAGCUGAGUUGUCUCGGUCAUGAACCCCAGGGCCCUCUCCAGGGAUUUGUCAAUGCAGUGGCAGGGCUCCCAGGAGACUCUUGGCUGGACCUUGGGAGGGAGUAUGUUCAAGUCACAGUUCUGGAAUGUGUGUGGGCAAAUGCAGAGGCUGUUCCAGGGAAGAAGGGAUUUUCAGGGUGUGUUAGGUGGCGUAUGUGAGGCUGUUGGCAGCAGUUAUAAACACUGUAGCUGUGUUCUCUGGACUAGGGGACCAAGCAGCAUGCAAAUCAUAAAGGAAGCUCUGAGAAGCAGGUAAUUAAAGGUGUAGUGGGUGGGGGAGGUUAAGUAAUGCCUUGGUUUCCUGAUUCCAGGUAGAAGGGGAGUCAGGGGGAAUCCUGGAUGGUUCCAGGAGGCCAAUGAGGGCCUGGAGACAGCAGUGAACAUGAUAGCCUUGACUGUGGGGCCUUAGACAUAUGACACAACCUCAGUUUUACCAUCCAUAAAGUCCUAACUCCCAGGGCUGCGGUGAGAAUGGCUUGAGGCUAAGGAUGUGAGGCCCCUUAUAAAUUGUGAAAUGUGAUAUCACUGUCAAUUACUAUUGGUAGCAGGUGGCACCAGCAGUGGUCUCAGGAUGGCCCCAGCCACCAGCUGGCCCAGGCUGGCAAACAGAAGCAUUUAUGCUGUCACCGGUAUUCCCAUGCCCACAGCAGACGUUAUUAAUCAAUAUGGCGUCCUUUCCCAUAAACCCUGGUUCUACCUCAGGAUCCUUCUCAAUACGUUAUUCCACGUAGCCCAUCUCCUGAACUCGGUGAGAUCAAACCUGUUGUCCAUCUCUUUUUUGAACCUGGAAAUUGAAGCCCCUCAAAACAGUUCCUGUUCAAGGAAGAACAACUCAUUGGGGAACUUUCAGGUGUAGCCACUGGUGGGUCCUCAUCUCUAGGUUGUUGCUUUGGGCUCAGAGUCAUGGCAAGAUCCACAGAAGGGAGAAAAGGUGAUCCCAUGUGAUCUUAAUACAAAUUACAAAGUUUGAAACCAACCCACGUUACAGCGUAUGUAAAAACGGGUGGCAGUUUAGAUUUGUUUCCAAGGCUUUCUCUGUGUUAUUAUAACUGCAGUGCCUAAAGCUGUUAGCUCUGGCUUUUGAAGGGCUCUCAGGAAUUAUAUACAUGUCUGUGUCAGACAGACAAUAACGUUCCUCCUCUGGGCUUGUUAAAGCAUGAAGACUCAGCAUAAUGCAAGAGAAACCCAGUCCCACAAUCCCUUCCCCAGCUCCAAACUCGCUUUACAAGACGCUCUUGUUUCAUUUUCCUUUCUCUUUCCUGCUCAGAUUUCUUAUAAAAAUAGGAAGUGUAGUGGAGCAGAUAAUAAAAUAGGAGACCCAUUUGUGGGUCCACAAAUACCAAGAGCCUACUGUGUGCUGGCAUGGUGAUGGCCUCUAUCUCUGUGGUCCUCAACUGGGCUGCUCACCAGGGGAGCAGGUGACUGGGCCAGGAUCCCCCUGCCCCCCCAGAGAUCCCGAUGUAACGGUCUGGGGUGUGGCCCAAGCUGUAGGAAUUUAGAAGGGUCCCCAGGGGUUUCCAAUGUGUGGUCAGGGGUAUGAACCUCUGCCCUAGAGACGCAGGGGCAGAAGAGAUAGUCCCGAGCUCAGAGACAGCCAUGAGCCAUAAGCUCGCGUGUGCCCCAUUUGAGCUUUGUACUAGAUGUUUCGAAAGGCCUUUUCUGGACAGGCAGCUUUAGAGGCAGUUUGAACUGGGACAGCCUAUUCUGUCAGGUCCCAGAAUGUAUAUUUAUUAAGUGCCAUUAAAAGGGACCAGAGUGAAAAUUGGAUGUUCUUGUACGCAUAAGAAAGAGAACAGAAAUAUACUUGGAACCAAGUCUAUCUCAUGAACGGAAAAUAAAAAUGUACUCAGUAACACAUGGGCUAUGGUUUCUCAUAGGCUAGGGGAUGAGAUUAAAAGUCACUGAAGGGUGAGAAAAUGCGUAUUGAGAAGAUGGAGAAUGGCCAGAAUUUUCUCCAGGGAACUCUGUGUAAUGUGCCCUUUUUCCCCCAGAUGCCUAGAACCACUGUACUGUGUCUUAUUUAUUUCCCUGUUGGGCUGCCACACGCUAAACUUGCGAAGGUAUUUGCCUAUGAACCAAACAGGACUUCCAGAAGUUGAAGACUGAUUCACAAGGGUGUCCCUUGCUCUUUGCAAUGGAGUGAGACCUCUUUAACCCUUUGGGCCCCAAUGCAGUUUUGGGUGUGAAGACAAGAUUAUAACAUCAAAGGAAAGAUGAAUGAAUCCUUGGUUAAUAUGAUGAGCACUUGCUCAGUGAGUAACUGAUGUGAACUGCUAGGAAUAAAGAACUUCAAAGAUGAAAAUGUUUCUGGAAUUUGUAUGGCUCUAACAGUUGGAUAGUUGGAUGCCUCGGUGUUCCGUUUACUCACUGAACACUUGCUAUGUAUAUAAAUGGCACCUUGUUCAUUCAUGCUUUCACUUAACAAGUGUCUACUGCAUACCCUUGAUGCCUCCAGGAGCGGGCCUUUGCUGCUGGGGAACAGUGAGAAAUGAGACAGAUCGGGUCCCUGUUCUUUCAGGGGGAGACAGACAAGGCAACAAUCAGUUUCCCGUAGUGUAAGUGUUAGGAUAGGCGCAGUGGCAGUUCAGUGGUAGAAUUCUCACCUUCCAUGUGGGAGACCCGGCUUCCAUUCCCUGCCAAUGUGCCUCGAGUGUAGCUAUCACUCGUCUGUUGGUGGAGGCUUGAGUGUUCUGUGAUGCUGAACAGGUUUCAGUGGAGCUUCCAGACCGAGACAGACUAGGAAGAAAGGCCCAGCAAUCUACUUCUGAAAAUAUCAGCCAAAGAAAACUCUAUGUGCUGUUUGUCUUUUUGUUAAGUUAUCCAAGUUUUAUAUAUAUUUUGGUUAUUAGAUUCUUAUCAGAUAUAUGGUAUCUUAAUUAUCUAUUGCCGUUGUAAUAGAAAUACCACAAGUGGAUGGCAUUAACAAACAGAAGUUUAUACUCUCACAGUCUGGGAGGCUGGAAACCUGAAUUCAGGGCACCAGCUCGAGGGGAAGGCUUUUGCUCUCUGUUGGCUCUGAAGGAAAUUCCUUUUCAUCAAUCUUCCCCUGGUCUAGGAGCUCCUCAGCGCAGGGACCCUGGGUCCAAAGGAUGCCCUCUGCGCCUGGCACUAGUUUCUUUGUGGUAGGAGGUCCUUCAGUCUCUCUGCUCUCCUGUCUCUUCCAUAUCUCAAAAGAGAUUGGCUCAUGAUACAACCUAAUCUGACAGAUUGAAUCCUGCCUCCUUAACAUCAUAGAGGUAGGAUUUACAACACAUAAGAAAAUCACAUCAGAUGACAAAAUAGUGGACAAUCACAGAGUACUGGGAAUGGUGGCCUAGUCAAGUUGACGCACAUUUUGGGGGGGACACAAUUCAAUUUAUAACAUUUGGUUUCCAAAGAUACUCUCCCAGUCAGUAGCUUGCCUUUUCACUUUUUUGGUCAAGACUUUUGAUGAACAAAAGUUUUUAAUUUUUCUGAGGUCUCAUGUAUUUAUUUAGUCUUUUGCUGUUUGUGUUUUUGUAGUUAGAUAAUCUGUUGUUAAAAGCUAGGCCCUACAGCAUUGCCCCGGUGUUUUCUUCUAAGAAUUUUAUAGUUUUAGUUUGCACAUUUAGGGCCUUCAUCCAUUUUGAAUUUGUUUUUGUGUAUGGUGCGAGGCAUGGAUCCUAUUUCAUUUUUUUGCAUGUGGAAAUCCAGUUUUCCCAACAUCAUUUAUUGAAGAGAUUUUUCUUUCCCCAUCAAAUGGACUUAGCACCCUUGUCAAAAAUCAGUUGACCAUAGAUGUGUGGGUUUAUUUCCAGACUCCCAAUUCUAUUUCCUUGGUCUGUGUGUCUAUUGCUAUACCAGUACCAGACUGUUUUGAUUACUGUAGCUGUAUAUGUUUUAAAGCUUUGACAACUUAACAACAAAAAGACAAAUAACCAAAUCAUAAAAUGGAAAAAAUACUUAACUAGACAUUUCACCAAAAUGGACAUUCAAAUGGCCACCAAACAUAUGAAAAAAUGCUCAGCAUCAUUAGUCAUUAGAGAAAUGCAAAUCAAAACCACAAUGAAAUACCAUUUCACUCCUGCUAGGAUGGCUAAGAUAAAAAAUAAAUAACGAAUGUUGGCAAGGAUGUGGGGAAAUUGGAACUCUUACCCAUUGCUGGUGGGAAUGCAAAAUUGUACAGCCAUUGUGGAAAACUGUGUGGCAGUUCCUCAAAAAACUAAAAAUGGAACUAUCAAGUAUGUACCCAGAAGACUUGAAAGCAGAGACCCAGAGACUUGUACGCCAAUGUUCGUUGCAGCACUAUUCACAAUAGCUCAAAUGUGGAAACAGCUCAAAUGUCUGUCUACAAAUGAAUGGAUAAACAGAAUGUGGUCCAUGCAUAUCACGGAGCACUACUCAGCCAGUAGGAGAAAUGCAGUCUUGAUACACACCACAAUAUGGAUGGAGCCGGAGGACAUUAUGCGAGUGAACUAAGUCAAUCACAAAAGGACAAACAUUGUAUGACCUCACUUAUAUGAAAAGACAAGAAAAGAUAAAUGUAUAGAGACCAAAGUUUAUUACCUGGUAGCAUAGUGGGCAAGUGCUAUGGCUGCUAACCAAAGUGUCGGCAGUUCAAAUCCGCCAGGCACUCCUUGGAAACUCUUUGGGGAAGUUCUACUCUGUCCUAAAGGUUUGCUAUGGGUCGGAAUCGACUCGACGGCACUGGUUUGGUUUUUUCGUUUUGUACGAGGGGCAGGAAGGAGGGUGGAAGAGAGAGUGGAAAAUGGUGAUGGAAAAAUUGCAUUGAUUAAGGGUAGGGUUGCACAGCCAAUUAUUUCAAUUGGUGUCAAUAAGUCGUACACUUAAAAUAAGUUGAAUUGGCAAAAGUUAUGUGAUAGAUAUAUUUACAAUGACAAAAAAAAAAAAAAAGAGUAGCUGCUGAGACAACUUAUGUACAACCAAAAACCUCAUGGGAUUCGAUUCCUUGGUUUGGAGGUUUAAGGUCAUGGUUUCACAGGACAUCCCAGUUAAUUGACCUAAUAACGUGUUUAGUGCUUCUAUUCUACCUCCUAGUUCAUUGCAUAGUGCUUGGAGUCUUAAAAGCUUGCAAGCGACCAUCCAAGGCAUGACAAUUGGUCUCUAGUCUCCUGGAGCAACAAAGGAAGGAGAGUGAGGAAUAGAAGGAGGAUAUGGAAUGUGUGGCUAAUGCCUCCAUGAACAACUGCCUCCCUUGCCAUGAGACCAGAAGAACUGGAUGUUCUCCAGCUACCAUUACUGAACGUUUUGAUCUGCUUCUGUACAGGUUAAAGCCAAGAAAACCCUAUGGAGCAGUUCUACCCUGUAACACAUGGUGUCACCAUAAGUCAGAAUCAACUCCAUGACAAUCAACAAUAACAACAAAAGCAGAUUACCGUCCAUAAUGUGGAUGAGCCUCAACCAAUCAUUUGAAGCUCUACAAGCAAAAAGGGAGUUUUCCCUAGGGUGUAUUCUGUCUCAGGACUAUUAUAAAUGGACAUGUUGCUAGAAUUUUUCACUCUUCCCAACACCUGACGUAUGGAUUUUGGGACACGAGCGGCAAGAGUCUCCAGCCUGUCACCAGCCCCCCACAAUUGUAUGAGCCAAUUCCUUAAUAUAUGCAUAUAUGUAGAGAGAGAGAGAGAGCCCGGGUGGCUCAGCUAUUAACCAAAAGGUCAGUGGUUCAAAUCCACCAGCUGCUCAAUGGAGAGAAGACCUGGUGAUCUGCUUCCAUAAAGAUUACAUCCUAGGAAACCCUAUAGGGCGGUUCUAUUCUGUCAUAUGAGGUUACUAUGAGUCAAAAUUGACUCAACAGCACACAACAACAUGAUAUACAUAUAUAUGUGUGUGUACACACACACACACACACACAUAUGUAUAUAUAAAAGCAGUUUCUGUGAAUCACCUCCAACUCAUGGUGACCCUGUGUGUGUUAGCAUGGAACUGUGAUCCAUAGGGUUUUCAGAGGCUGGGUUUUUGACAGUAGAUCACCAGGACUUUUUUCCAUAGUGGUGUGAAAAGUAGCCAGUGAUUGGCCUUAGAAAACCUAAGUUCAAGGCCUACUUGACCAUAAGCAAGAAGCAAACUUACUUAUGGAUUCCUUAUGUGAAGAAGUUUGAUGAGGGCCCCACUUAGCCCCCAAAGUACUCACUGUAGAACUCUAGCUUGUCUCAAGGGGUCCCUGAGCUCACACCACCAGGAUGUAACUGCAAGCAUGAUGUCAUUUUAGGGCCUGUUGUGGUAGGGCAGAACCUAAAAUGUCACAAGCUGGGAGUCAGGAAAGAGCUGGAUUCCACGCAUCUUUUUAUUGGUAAUUUCUGAGCCCAACUUUCUUUCCUAUUUGAUCAUCUGUAAAAUAGGUACGACAAUUCCUGUUCGCACAGGGUGGGUGAGAGGAUUAAAUGAGAUAACCAGUGCAAAUGGUGAUAGAUCAUAUGGUAGCAUCACCAACGUGCAAUUAUAAGACGUGUGAACUGUGACUACCAGGUGGCAGCAGGGGGCACCAAACACCUGAGAGUUGGGGUGGGAGGUACCAUUGGGAUCAAACAGAAAUGCCCAUGGUGCUACACAAGCAAUGCAAAUGAGAGAAAAGUCCAGGCGAGAGACACUAGGGAGUGGUGAGGACUGUGGUGGCCCAGAGCAUGCACACUCCGUCUAAAGGAACCACAGCUUCUUGGCUCCAACCAAUUGUAGACACAUCAGAGUACGAACUUAGUAGUGCCAGAUAUUCUGAUUUUUCAAGAGAAACCAGAAACUAGGGUUUUUUAUUUUAUUUUUUUAUGUGAAAUCUCCUGUGUAGAGACUGUGGUUCAAAACAGGCCCCGUCUUUACAUCUUCUGCUUCAGUGUGGGUUGACUGCUCCAGCUGGGCAUUUCCUCUGGAGAAUCAGUUUCCAAUCUUUAUACUUCCUGUGAAAUGCCUUUGCGUGUCCCCAGUUUACUCAGCACUCCACUGGGUGUUAGUUUUCUGUCUUUAUAUCUAAGGGGAAUAUUGUUUCCUUUUAUGUUAUUAUUACUGUUUUCAGAUUUCAUUAUUGUUGGCCAUAUUUUUCUGGCCCACCAGUGAGGGUCCCUGUAGUAUCUAUGUCACAAGGUUUCUUCUGAGGAUUAAAUAAAAUCCUGGUAUAAAUCACCUAGCACAGAACCUGGUUCAUACUCUAAAAAGAGAACAAAAAUCAGUUGCCGUCCCAUCAAUUCCUACCACGGUGGCCCUAUGUCAGUGCAGAACGGUGCUCCACAGGGUUUUCAAUGGCUGAUAUUUUGGAAGUGAUCACCAGGCCUUUCUUCGUGGACAUCUCUGAGUGGACUCAACCUCUCACCUUUCGGUUAGCAGCCGAGUGCGUUAACCAUUUGCACCACCUGGAGACUCUUGCUCAUACUUAGUGCUCAAUAAACAUAGUUAUCAUUAUUACAGGGACUU